Molecule: messenger RNA, 515 nt
Organism: Paramecium pentaurelia
Lineage: Eukaryota; Ciliophora; Oligohymenophorea; Peniculida; Parameciidae
Source: the annotation of a GenBank genome assembly
AUGGAACAAGAUAUUACAAUAUUAUCUAAGAUGAAACAAUAACUUUAAAACAAAGAAUAUUUGAAUUUUAAGGCAUAAAUCAAAAUAAUCAAAAGGUUUUACUCAAAAGAAAAAGAAAAUUAAAUAUGUAUAUAUUGAAUAAUUAUAAUAGAAUAACAAAUAAUAUAAUUAAAUAAUAUUCUUCAGGCAAUUAAAAAUAUGGUUAUAGAGUUAGCUAAAAGUAGUGAUUAUAUAAUCUCAGGUGAUUAAAAUCUAAUUAAAAUAGAAGAAAUUAAUUAGGAGAGUGAAGAAUAAAAGGAAAAUAACAUUAAGGAAGCUAAAAGAUUAUUAGACUAAGGUAUAAUAAAUUAAAUUAUAAAUUAGGAGUUACAUUAAGAAAGUUGAAUAAAUAUUAAGAAGCCAUUGAAUGCUACGAAAAAGCAAUUUCCAUUAAUCCAAAGUAUGAUAAAGCGUGGUUAAACAAGGGUAAUUAAUUGUUUAACAUUCUUUUAUAGGAUUUGCAUUAAAUAAUUUGA